Messenger RNA from Aspergillus caelatus, 1505 nucleotides. RefSeq names its product Dor1-like family protein. The transcript has a single exon. Gene Ontology annotation, cellular component: COG complex. Gene Ontology annotation, biological process: intra-Golgi vesicle-mediated transport; cytoplasm to vacuole targeting by the Cvt pathway. NCBI's taxonomy places the organism in Eukaryota, Fungi, Ascomycota, Eurotiomycetes, Eurotiales, Aspergillaceae. The record is from RefSeq and is a predicted model, not a curated record. Bases 1 to 1479 code for a protein of 492 amino acids.
AUGGCGGACUAUCUUUAUGAACUUCUGGCGCCGCAUUUGGCUUCCACAAAUACCUCCCCCACCCCACUGAACCCUGAAAAGGAUACAACCACUGCCCAAUACCUCAACCGGCUGCCCACCCUCUCACUCCAGGCAUUGCAAGAAACGGAACCACAGUCACUCGCGCAGUCAUCUCAUUCAAAUAUCCUAUCGCUUCAAGCUUUAUCAAACCGCUCCCAUAAAACCUUCAUCUCUUCCGCCGACAACCUCGCAGGUCUACGGAACUCAAUCCCCCAGUUGUCUCGAGACGCACAGCAAUUACGGGAUGCGAUUCCAAAGCUUGAUGAAGUGGCAGUCCUAUUCUCGUCGAAAUACAGUCGAGCUGCUGAGAAUGCCGCGCUGGAGAAGCGGAAGAAAGUAAUGCAACUGGCAAGGAACGUUGACCGAUUGUCGGACAUUCUGGAAUUGCCAACGUUGCUCUCAACUGCCGUAUCUUCAGCGGCCGCAGGUUCCGGGGCUGCAGGUGGUUCAUCUUCCACGACAUAUUCAGCGGCAUUAGACGUGUAUGCGCAUAUCAAGAGAUUACAAACUCUAUAUCCGGAUUCUCCUCUAGUCAGAGAUGUCUCCGCUCAAGCCGAGGACGCCAUGAAGGAUAUGACUACGCAUCUGAUAACCGGUCUUCGGGCUCAAAACCUCCGACUAGCAGCUGCUAUGAGGACCGUGAGUUGGCUGCGGCGAGUUGCUCCCGAAUUGGAGAAUCUCCGUAGCGACGGAGGAUCUGGGACAGGAGAAGGCGCCCUUGGUGCCCUAUUCUUGAUUUGUAGAUUGGCGAAUCUGGUGGCAACGCUCGAAGCGCUAGAACCCUUGCGAGAGCUCGCGGAACAAGAAUCGCACCGCAGAAACCAAAGUACGGAAAAAAAGCCCGGUUCCUGGUCUGAUGGACACCAAACAGAGAAGUUCUUAAAACGCUAUAUUGAGAUUUUCCGUGAACAGAGUUUCGCUAUUGUUUCCUUGUACAAGAACAUCUUUACCCCUAACCAGUCCGAGUCGGAACUAGCAGUGACAAGACUGCGAGGAAUUGACGCGCGAAUUAAAUCAACAGCACCGCGACCCGCUCAGCAAGAAGAUCCACUACAGCACCUUCCACCAGCACUUGCAACGUUUCCCCUGCAUCUGGUUCAAUUACUAACAGACACCUUGCGGGCAUAUCUUCCGAAUGUGCGGGACAAGAGCUCGCGUGAAAGUCUUCUCACCCAAGUUCUAUACUGCGCCGCCAGUCUAGGACGAUUGGGUGGAGAUUUUGGAAUGAUUCUUACAGAACUGAGUGAUAUGGGAGACGAAGACGAAGACGAUAUGGCCUAUGAGUGGGAGGAGGUGACAAGAAAGCACCGAGCCCUGGCAGGGCGCCUGGAGCAGCUCACCGGAGGGAAUGCAGCAUCCGGGUCUUCCAAGGGGACCUUACGGGCGGCCUCACCUGUCCAAGGGCUUGGAAUUGCAUGAGAGGAAGUUUGUCCCUGUUCAUCUGA